This is a messenger RNA of Hirsutella rhossiliensis, 1527 nucleotides long. RefSeq lists its product as uncharacterized. Bases 1 to 1527 code for a protein of 508 amino acids. Lineage: Eukaryota; Fungi; Ascomycota; Sordariomycetes; Hypocreales; Ophiocordycipitaceae. The transcript has 2 exons. The record is from RefSeq and is a predicted model, not a curated record.
AUGGGCUCUCGGUGGACGACCCGGCUGGACGACUCCCAGUUCCCAUCUGACUGCGCAGGCCUACAAAGUCUCUUUCCCAAGGCGCACCUAGUCUUCUUCACGCAGCGCAUCCGGCGAGGGGGGUUGCGCCUGUUUUUCCAGACCGCCGUCUUUGUCUUGGUAGUCCUUCUUCUCUUGCCGCGGACGUCUUGGCGCUAUCGCAGCCUCUUGAACUGGUCGAGCGCCAAGUCGCAAGAUGCUGGUAGGCUGAGGGUAGUCGUCUUUGGUUCCCAAGACUUGCUUGGCAGCUCCCCCGGUGUUCGCGGCCAAGGGGCCACGUGGACGGAGCAGCUCUGCAAAGAGCUCAACUGCCACUCGUACCUCUCUUUCGUUCCCGAAGCCGGCUCGAGGCGUGCACUCACAUCUGACGCCCUCUACGCCAACGAACUUGACGCACUCGAGCAGCGCAUGAACACAACCGACUUGGCGGAGCCGCCUGCUCUCAACUACGAGUUCGCCUUUGAACAGUAUCCUGUCCCGGGGCAGACGCCGGACCUAGAGGCACAGAUCCAGCAGUUCCUGUCGCUGCCUCCCGACCCCAUCGCGUCGCGCAACACUCUCUGGGUCAUGAGCUUUGGAACCUGGGACAUUUGGAACUUGGCGGCUCUGCCACUUGAGAUGGGCGAAAACGUCGUCGAUGCCAUUGUCUCACGACUCUUCGCGCAGGUCGAUGUGCUUUAUCGAAAAGCGCUGGAUCCGACAUCGAUUGCCUACUCAGACUUUUGGUCUGGCGCCAGCAAAUCUGACAUUGAACGGUUGGCGGGCGCGAAUGUCACCGCAAAGGUCGACGAGCGGGAGCUGGAAAGCUUUCGGCUUGUCGUCCCGACGCUGUUCGACGUCACGCUUGCCCCCGGAUGGCAAAGACGGCCGGAGCCCCCGACUCCGCACAACAAGGCCGAACAAAUGCGCAACGCAGCCUCCCUGACAAAGCGGUGGAACUCAAAGACAGUAGAAGAGCUGGGACGUUGGAUGGCCAAGGGAAGGGCAAGGCCCGAAGCCAUGGAUGAAGAAGGCAUCGAAGAGGCUAUCGAGGUGACCAGGGCGGGCUCUGUUUCGGAGUAUGUGUUGACCGCUCUGCGGCCUCGAGGUGGCCGCAACGAUGAUGCCAAGGUGGAAGAGGGCGUCAUUUACACGCCAUAUCCACGCAGAGCCGGGCUGCAGACCAAUUCAGCCGCCAUGGUGUUGGAUGCCAUGACGGAGGAAGAAAUGCAGCGGUCCCAUCUCAGAGACAGUCUGGGUCGGGGCACAUGGGCCGUCGACUCCCGACUGCGCUUCUUGGACAUCUGGAACCCGUGCUUGAGGCCCGGAAAGGCCGGUGUGGCGGGGGUCGAGAUGAGCUUGAGCGGAGAGGCGUGUUCUAAUCCCGACGACCACCUAUUCCAUGACGACUUCACCGUCGGGAGGCGGGCCAUGCGAGAGGUCGCGCGGAUGACGGCAGAGAGGGUGUCGAGCGAGUUGUUUGUUCCAGGUAGGGAGCAAAGGCGUUGA